This is a messenger RNA of Pleuronectes platessa (European plaice), 3220 nucleotides long. Its product is annotated as zinc finger protein 391. Gene Ontology annotation, biological process: regulation of transcription by RNA polymerase II. The transcript has 2 exons. Gene Ontology annotation, molecular function: DNA-binding transcription factor activity; RNA polymerase II cis-regulatory region sequence-specific DNA binding. NCBI's taxonomy places the organism in Eukaryota, Metazoa, Chordata, Actinopteri, Pleuronectiformes, Pleuronectidae. The coding region runs from base 74 to 1402 and encodes 442 amino acids. The record is from RefSeq and is a predicted model, not a curated record.
UCGGUGUAUAUGUUUACAUGCCGCUGGCCCUCUGGGUUCGCUCCCUGACUCAAAGUACGCACAAAGGAGGGAAAUGUGCGCCGUGCUUCUGCUGCGGGUGUCGGUACAUGAGCGGAUCAACGCAGCCGCCGAAGACUUUCUGCUGCAAAUGGAGAAAGGAGAAGAAACGGCUCAAGUCCCGGCGCUGAGAGCGCGGCUCACCGAGCGGCUAACGACAGCGGCGGAGGAGAUCGUCGCUGUGUUUGAGGAAGCCGUGGUGGAGUACGAAGACAGAGUGGAGCGGUCAGAGCGGGAGAUAUGCCGCCAGAGGAGGCUGCUCGAUGCCGUGAUGAAGCCUGAAGUCAGGCUGCACAGAGCAGCAUUCCUGCAGCUGGUGGUGAGUAAAGAAGAGGUUCACCCUGAGCAGCAGCAGUGGAGCCCCCUUGUGGACCAGGAGGACCCAGAGCCCCCCCACAUUAAAGAGGAACAGAUAGAACUGAGGCUGAGUCAGGAGGAAGAAGCUGAUAUCAAGUUCACAUUGACUCCUUUUGCUGUGAAGAGUGAAGAAGAUGAGGAGAAACCCCAGUCGUCACCAUUUCAUCAGAGCCAGACUGAGGAGAACAGAGCGGACUGUGGAGAAUCAAAACCAGUCAGGAACUCCGGUCCUGAUGGACAUUUACAACCAGGUCCUGUGGACACGACUGAAGACUCCCCUGAACCCGAGACUGAAGCCAUUGAAGAUGAUUGGAAGGACACAUGGGAACCUCAGUCUGGUUUAAAAACAAGAAAUAACGAACAGCCUCCAAGUGAUAUAUGUGAUACUGAUAAGAAACCAUUUAGUUGCUCUGAGUGUGGUAAAGGAUUUACCCGAAAGUCCCAUGUAAAGAGACAUGUGAGAAUUCAUACAGGAGAGAAACCCUUUUGUUGCUCUCAGUGUGGGGAUAGAUUUAGAGAAAAGGGCCAUCUAAGUAAACACAUGAGGAGUCAUACAGGGGAGAAACCAUUUAGUUGCUCUCAGUUCGGUUCUAGUUUUAGAGAAAAGGGCCAUCUAAAUGUACACAUGAGGAGUCAUACUGGAGAGAAACCAUUUAGUUGCUCUCAGUGUGGUUCUAGAUUUAGAGAACAGGGCCAUCUAAAUAUACACAUGAGGAGUCAUACAGGAGAGAAACCAUUCAGUUGUCCUGAGUGUGGUAAAAGAGUUAGCCGGAAGGACCAGCUGAAUAUACAUAUGAGGAUUCAUACAGGAGAGAAACCCUUUAGCUGCCCUGAGUGUGGUAAAAGAGUUAGACAUAAAGUCCAUCUAACUGAACAUAUGAGAAGUCAUACAGGAGAGAAACCCUUUAGUUGCUCUCAGUGUGGUAAAACAUUUAACCAUAAGUCCACUUUAAAUAGACACAAGAGGAUUCAUACAGGAGAGAAAUGAUUCAGUUGCAUCGAUUGCAACAAAAGAUCUAUUCGUAUUUAUCAGCAACUAUUCAUAUAAUACAUUGUAUAUAUUCAUAUUUCACUGUUUUAAAUAGAGAAUCAAGUAUGCCUCCUUAAAUGGUCCUUGGAGUUAUGUUUGACCGGGACAUGUCAUGUUACCCAGAUAACAAGUCUCUAGGACAGCUUUCUUCCACCUUCACAAUAUUAUGAUCAUUAUGAACAUCCUGUCUCAGACGGAUGCUGAGAUACUCACCCAACAUUUGUCACCUCUAAACUCGCUUACUUUAGUUCUUUAUUAUCAGGAUGUCCAAGUAAGUCUGUGAAAAGCCUCCAGCUAGUCCAAUCUCCAUGAUUUCCAGGAGGGCUGGCCCUAAUGUGAUUUCGCCUUCAGUAAGCUGUUGCGCUUUCACCUUUUUGUCCAAUCACACCCUACCUAUGAUCGCUGACGCCUUGUUUUGCUAUCAUUGCAUUUUAUUUCACCGCAUGGACAACUACGCAUGUCCCUGAUAUGCAUCAUCUCUUAGAAAGGGUGAAAAAGCAUAAAACAUUUGAUAUGACAGAUUGUGAGGUUUAUAUCAUUAGGUAUUGUAAUGGAAUAUUUACCAUUAUACAACACUAUAUAUUAUCUCUGCUUAUGCAUACUAUUUCUGCCUCAGUAAUUGCCAAAAUGACAUCAGGGCCACAAAUCUGAGACUGCUGGUCUCCCCCAACCAAGACCUUGAAGAACCCUUCAGCCUGUGUCUGGGUCUUACCUCCUGGGAUUUUACUAUUCACUCAGUUCACACACAUGCAUACAUACACACACACACUCACACAUACAUACACACGUAGUUGAGCUCUUAACACACACACAUCUCUUAAAUGCAUCUGCAUAAAAAGCACACGCCUGCUGUUUCUUUGUCAUUCCCUCUGCAGAAUGCUCUUCGCAUGCUGUAUGAUUGUCUGACCUUCCUUGCAAGGAAUAACAUCCUCUUAAAAGACUAUGAUUCUCUAAUAUCUUUAUUUCAAAAGUCUCACCAGGUCAAGUUUCCAUCACAGUAUCAUAUUGGAUUAAUAAUUCUAAUGCAUUAAUGUGUGAGCAGCAUAUUUUACUAUUAUUACUGACUGGUUAACAUGUUAAUGUUAAUGACAGUUAUCAUGUGUUUUAUUGUUUAGAAAUAGAGUUCAGCUGAGUGAGGAGGAUGUUUAUUUUAGUAACUGAGAUUUCUAGAAUCUCCAUGAACGUGUCAGUGUUUAGACAGGUAACACUGUUCAAGCUACCAAUGACUGUGAGUUGUGGGAGAUAGCGUACUUCUUGUUGGCUGAGGGACUGGGGUUGUCCUCAGGUUAACGUGAGAACUAGGAAGAAGGUGGGAAGCUACACAGGAGUGUGUAAGAACCGGAGCGACAGAGUGUGUACUGUUCUAAUAAACCGGCAGCUGAAGUCUUGUAUCUUCCUCAGUGCGGGACCUCUACACUAUUAUAGUUUGUCAAGGUGGAGCUCAUUCAUCUUUAUAUUGUUAGUAGUUUAUUAUAAAACAAUGCAUCGAUUUUAAUUGAUUUCUUAUCACUUUCUUUAUAAAAUAGGAAUCUGAAAGUAACUACUAAUUUAAGUAAGUUAUCAAAUUUCCUCUGAGACGAAUUGCAGUCGAAGUUUAGAGUAGAAAUGGAAAUUUCCUGUAAAGUACCUAAAAUUUGUAGUGAAGUACAGUACUUGUAACUGUCCACAAAAGGAACAAUCCAGUCAAUUAACAUGUUUCCAUCGAGUGGAUAUGUUAAUUAAUGUUCUUGAUUUGCUGCACCUUAAAUAAAACGUUAUUUGGUUAACUGAAACUGA